GGGCUCGUCGGACGGGGUUACCACGGAGUGGAGGGUGAUAGAAUAAGCCCGAAUGGGUAGAGAUUGUUGGCAUGGCAGGGGAAGAGACUUGCGUAUAUAGGUGUGGAGGGCCCCUUUCUGUGAAACUUGCCUGCUCCCAGACGACUGCCCAGAUCGAGUAUCGAAUAAUCGAGUUCGCCUUAACUCGACACCAAAAGGGACAAUGGCAUCCUCACCCAACUCUUCAUCUUCGACGAUAGCACCACCGGUAGAGGGUCGUGACCUCGAGUCACAACAGACGAGCACUAAUGUCCCGCACUACAAGCUGGUCUUCGACCCCGCCGGCGUCGACUCCCGCGUUCUGAACCAUACCUACCGGGGCGAGGGCACCGCUGACUCGCCCUACAUCGUCGACUUCCUCCCAGAAGACGCACACAACCCUAUGCGCUACCCCAAAUGGAAGAAAUGGUCCAUCGCCAUCCUCCAAGCGAUAGCUACCCUGGCUGUGGCCUUUGUCAGCACGGCGUACUCGGGCGGCAUCGGGGAAGUCCUGGUCUACUUCAAGAUCUCCCAGGAGGUCGCCAUCCUCGGCAUCUCGCUCUUCGUGGUUGGUUUCGCCAUCGGGCCGCUGUUAUGGGCUCCUCUAAGUGAGUUCUACGGCCGGCAAAUACUCUUCAUCGGCACCUACAUGGCCCUCACGGCGUUCAACGCCGGGGCGGCCGGGGCGCAGAACAUCGAGACGCUGGUGAUCCUCCGCUUCUUCGCCGGUGCGUUCGGCGCCUCGCCGCUGACCAACGCCGGCGGCGUCAUCGCCGACAUGUUCCCGGCCGACGAGCGCGGCCUCGCCAUGGCCGUCUUCGCCGCCGCGCCCAUGCUGGGGCCCUGCAUCGGCCCCAUCGCCGGCGGGUUCCUGGGCGAGAGCAAGGGCUGGCGCUGGGUCGAGGGCCUGAUGGCCAUCUUCACGGGCGUCAUCUGGAUCGUCGCGUCCCUGCUGACGCCCGAGACGUACGCCCCGGUCCUUCUUCGGAAGCGCGCCAACAAGAUGUCCAAGGUCACCGGGAAGGUGUACGUCUCCAAGCUCGACAUGCACAACAAGAAGUCGAUGGCGACGCAGUUCAAGAUGGCGCUGUCGAGGCCGUGGGUCCUGCUGUUCCGCGAGCCCAUCGUCUUCCUCACCUCCAUUUACAUGGCCAUCGUGUACGGCACGCUGUAUCUCAUGUUCGCGGCCUUCCCAAUCGUGUUCCAGCAGGGCCGCGGUUGGAGCCCUGGCAUCGGCGGCCUGGCCUUCGUCGGGGUUGCUGUCGGAAUGAUUGUUGGAGUUUCGUAUGCUGCGUAUGACAAUACCCGGUAUCAAAAAGAGGCCGCGAAGCACAGCGGCAACGCUCCCCCCGAAGCCCGACUCCCGCCCGCUAUCGUCGGUUCGGUGUUGCUACCUGUCGGCCUCUUCUGGUUCGCCUGGACAAACGGGCCCAGCGUCCACUGGGUGGUCCCCAUCAUCGCGUCGGGCUUCUUCGCGGCCGGCCUCGUGCUGGUCUUCCUGUCGCUGAUGAACUACCUGAUCGACAGCUACGUCAUCUACGCUGCGUCGGUGCUGGCGGCCAACGCGGUGAUCCGGUCACUCUUCGGCGCCGUCUUCCCGCUCUUCACAACCUACAUGUACAACGACCUGGGCAUCCACUGGGCCAGCUCCAUCCCGGCCUUCCUCUCGCUCGCCUGCAUGCCCUUCCCCUACCUCUUCUGGCGCUACGGCGCCGCCAUCCGCGCCAGGUGCAAGUUCGCCGCCGAGGCGGCCGCCGUGCUGGAGAGGAUGCGCAGCCGCGCCCCGGAGCCCGAGAAGCGCCGCGGCGACGCGGAUGGCCCGGUGCCCCCCGUCGCGGGCGAUGAUGAUGAGGAGCUCACCGACGUAGGUGACGUGUCGGGGAAUGGGAAUGUGGCCGAGAAGGAUGGCAAGAUUGAGGGUGAGAGGUCAUGAAUAUGCAAAAAGGAGGCAAACUAAUGUGCGUCACUCGACGCGUCGAGCGGUGCAUUGGGACAAUGAUUCCCACUCCUUUUGAUCUGAAUGCAUUGGGCGGAAGCGGGCGUUGGGGCUGAUGCAUUUUGGCUUUGUAGAGAGAUGGCUUCGGUGAUAUCCAUAUAGAGACUAUAUCUAGAGUAGAUUUUAAUUGAGGAACUCCAAUCUGAGCAUGUUGCCGCAAUUUGGUGGUUUGAGAAAUA
Messenger RNA from Phialemonium atrogriseum, 2193 nucleotides. Its product is annotated as major facilitator superfamily domain-containing protein. Bases 203 to 1951 code for a protein of 582 amino acids. Lineage: Eukaryota; Fungi; Ascomycota; Sordariomycetes; Cephalothecales; Cephalothecaceae. Gene Ontology annotation, biological process: transmembrane transport. The record is from RefSeq and is a predicted model, not a curated record. The transcript has 3 exons. Gene Ontology annotation, molecular function: transmembrane transporter activity. Gene Ontology annotation, cellular component: plasma membrane.